AUGCAGUUCACCAGCUCCUUUGCUGCCGUCGUGAGCCUCCUGGCCAUCACCGCCAACGCUUCUCCGGUCGCCACAGUCGACAACAGCCAACUCGCAGCUCGCGCCAACUCCAAGCUGAACCAGUACGAAGCAGUCAACUGCCUGAACAACGAGGGCAAGAAUACCAAUACCUACCAUGCCUCACCUGCCCUCCGAGAGUGCAAAAACCUGGCCAAUGACACCGUGUCGUUCUUCUACGGUUUGGGACCGCUCACUCAGGCGUUUGCAUACUCCGACUCGGGCUGCAAGGGGUUCAGUCAGCACGUGUCCAGUUCGGGGGGCUGCCUUGCCGUGAACACCUACUACAACGAUGACUUUCAGGUUAUCAAGAGCUUCAUGAUGGACUGA
Anthostomella pinea is the source of this 387-nucleotide messenger RNA. The record is from the annotation of a GenBank genome assembly. NCBI's taxonomy places the organism in Eukaryota, Fungi, Ascomycota, Sordariomycetes, Xylariales, Xylariaceae.